ACGGCCCCCUCCGCUCCUGCGGCGCCCCCGGGCCCGGCCGUGCUCUAAGGGAGCCCUGCGGAGGGGCUCCGUGCCUGCAGCGCACGCCGCCCGAGGGGUGCUCGGCCACCGCGGAGAUGGCGUGUGCUCCUCUGCUUGGGGCACCUCCUCUGCCGCCGAGCCCUCAGAAACGUGUAGCACAUUCUCCUUUUUUUUUUUUCUUUUUCUGGUUUUUUUUUUUUUCUUUUUCAGCUGGCUAGUGGUAGGCCAGGCAAUGCUGCUGCCUGCGAGGUGUGCGGCGAGAAAGAAAUGAGUUGCUGUUUGAGCACUGAGGGCUGAGUUUUGCAACCGAGGUUUCGGUUCUAGAGCUGGCUGCGAGAGCUCUGAGUGAAUUGGAAGGCCUCGUUCUGCAGGAGAGGAGCUGCUCUUUCCUGUGUGAGGAUGGAGUUGUGUAAGAAUAUAAACGUGUGAGGCUGAGGGGAAUCCAGAGAAUGUGUAUCUGAUACUGAAAGUCUUGUUGAGUUCUACAGCGUAAAUUAUGAUGCUGAGAUGUGUAAUUGAGGUUGGACAUUAGGAGGAAUUUCUUCAUAGAAAGGGUGAUAAGACAUUGGAAUGGACUGCCGAGGGAUGGUGGAGGUGUUUGAGGAAAGACUGGAUGUGGCACUUACUGCCUUGUCCAGUUGCCGAGGUGGUGUUUGGUUGUAGGUUGGACUCGGUGGUUUCCGAGUGCUUUUCCAACCCCAUUCUGGGAUUCUGUGAAGGUGUCACUGCAUUGACUGUAAUCCCGAGGGUUCUGCCAGGUGAAGGAGCCAGUCCCAGUUCUGCAGGCUCAUAUGGCUGUGUGCUCCUUAGGUCUGUUCAGAUUUCCGUAGAAAUCGAAGGGAAGGUGAAAAAAACAUGGGUGGAUUUUGAUGAACAUGAGCUUAAUACAACUUAAAUAUCAUAGCAUAGGAAAACACUAACAGUUGUGGCCAUCUGCACAAAGCAUGUAACUAUAUGUUUAACUCUGCAAAAUCAGACACAGAUAAUAUAGUUUGGGCAUGUUUGAGCCACGUAGUUGAAGCCCCACAUUUUUGGCUCAUGCAAUCUUCAUGUAAAGCACUUAGGAUAUUUAACACCUUUAUUGACUACUACUCAUAAAUUUUACAAUUUAUGAAAUUUUGUAAAUUUUGCAAAAAUAUGAAAAAUAAUUUAGAGUAGAUGUUUAUUAUUAGUCCUUUCAGUAUUCAUGAAAGUCUGGUAACAGAACUGUAGUUUAUAAUUUAAAAAGUUCAUUCCUAGAAGAGAGGGACAGAAUUCAAAUAAAAGAAGUGCUGUAGAAAUAAAUCUGCAAAAGCAUUCCAGGAGAGUUUAGGAGGCAUUGUAUCACCAUGUGCUGGUUACCUUGAUCCAAGAUCCUUUUGGGCCUAAGCCAGACCUGUGGAUUAAAUGCUCAAAGAUUGGGAAAUGAGAUGAUUCAAGUCAAAAUGCCUGUUUAGAGUUGACUUUUGCAAGUUUCCCUUAGCUUUUGACUCUCCUGAACUCUGCCAACAGACACUGUAAAAACUUUGGCCUUCUGUUAGACUUUGGCAUGUUGUAGUCUGGCUCUUGCACGCUCGUUACCUGUUCACAUUUACCAUGAAUAAUGACUAAAAACAUAACUUGUGGCUAGAUUUUGGAAGUAACUUCUGGAAGGGUUUGUUUCCUUCUCUUUCCCCCACCCCUUUAAGACUUUUUGUCUUAGGGGAUUUGUUUGCAAUCUGCUAGCUGAAGCUCUGAGGCAAGUUUGCCAGAUCUGGGGCUGCAUCAUCACUCUGCACAUCUGGAAGUGGUUUAUGUGCUCUCAUUCCUCCAGUGCAGCGUCUGGACUCUGCACUAUUCCUCAGCAGCAGAGAAAGGAAAGAAAACCAGCACAACUCCAAAGUAAACUUUGAAGAGUUCGAAAAAGGAAUUGAAUCGUAAAACUGUUACUGUGCCCUGUAAGGCCCUUGUGUGGGUGACUUCAAAGGAGGAUGGUGGUCAAGGACGCUUUGGCAAGAGUGCUUACAGCUGUGGGCUAUCUAGGAUCCAAGUAAAUAGCUCUGCAGCACUUCAGGAGAGAGGAGUUCCGAACAUUGUGCUGCUUUGAAGAGUUUGCCACAGAUCACAGUUCUCAUCCAACAGGACACAUGGCUCUUUUAAAGAAAAUUAACCAGAUCUUACUGUUACUUCUUGUCUUAACUGUGUGUGCUAUUCUGUAUAAUAAAGUUCACCAAGUGCCAUUGGCAUUAAGAAAUGAAACAGUGGAUUUGGAGAGCCCUGAGGAAAUGGAAGAAGAAAUCCCAGUGGUGAUCUGCGCUGCUGCAGGCAGGAUGGGUGCAGCUGUAGCAGCCAUCAGCAGCAUCUACAGCAACACAGAGGCCAAUGUUGUGUUCUACAUCAUUGGGCUGAAGACAACCAUCCCUCAUAUUCGAAAAUGGAUUGAAAAUUCUAAACUGAAAGAAAUAAAAUUUAAGGUUGUGGAAUUCAAUCCUAUGGUACUAAAAGGAAAAAUCAGACAAGAUGCAUCACGUCCUGAGCUACUGCAGCCUCUGAAUUUCGUUCGAUUUUAUCUUCCUUUGCUUAUCCAGAAACAUGAGAAAGUAAUAUAUUUGGAUGAUGAUGUCAUUGUUCAAGGUGACAUCCAGGAACUCUAUGAUACUAAGUUAGCUCCUGGACAUGCAGCAGCUUUUUCAGAUGACUGUGAUCUGCCUUCUACACAUGAAAUGAUUAGAAGUGUAGGCAUGCAGAACACAUACAUGGGAUUCCUGGACUACAGAAAGCAAGCCAUUAGAGAUCUUGGCAUCAGCCCCAGCACCUGCUCCUUUAAUCCUGGAGUAAUUGUUGCUAACAUGACUGAAUGGAAACAUCAGCGGAUUACAAAGCAGUUGGAAAAGUGGAUGCAAAGAAAUGUAGAGGAAAACCUCUAUAGCAGCACUCUUGGGGGAGGUGUGGCAACCUCUCCAAUGCUGAUUGUAUUUCAUGGAAAAUAUUCCUCUAUUAAUCCUAUGUGGCACAUAAGGCAUCUUGGUUGGAGUCCUGAUGCCCGUUACUCAGAGCAAUUUCUUCAAGAAGCUAAAUUACUUCACUGGAAUGGGAGAUACAAACCUUGGGACUACCCCAGUGUCCACACUGAUCUCUGGGAAAACUGGUUUAUUCCUGACCCUUCAGGGAAGUUCAAAUUAACUCGUCCUGAUAGCUGAAAUACCGCAAAAUGUAGCGUAUGGGAUGCAUUUCAUAGUUUGAGAUGCAACAUGUUGUAUGAUUAAUUGAUUUUAGAAAAUGAAGUAUGUUAAAAACAUGAAUAACUGACCAUCAGUUUUGUGUGCUUAUGGCAGGAGAGAGACUGGAGUACACAGUACACAGUUCAGAUUAUCCUGACUUUCAUGUAAGGUGAGAAAACGUUUACCUAAUGAUGAACACUUACAGAGAUGAAAUUCAGUGCUAGACAGUGUGCUUUAAUUUAAGGUCUUGCUAAGAUUCCAAAGUCUUCUGGUAGAAAAAGCUACACAGCAGAUAGCUGCAGUGUUAUGUACAAGAAGUGUUUAGUUAUCUAGCCCACAUUAAACAGCCUGAAUUGAAAACCUGGGCACAUGUUACUGAG
Catharus ustulatus (Swainson's thrush) is the source of this 3580-nucleotide messenger RNA. It is a transcript of the gene GLT8D2, whose product is annotated as glycosyltransferase 8 domain containing 2. The coding region runs from base 2127 to 3179 and encodes 350 amino acids. The record is from RefSeq and is a predicted model, not a curated record. Gene Ontology annotation, molecular function: glycosyltransferase activity. The transcript has 10 exons. Lineage: Eukaryota; Metazoa; Chordata; Aves; Passeriformes; Turdidae. Gene Ontology annotation, cellular component: Golgi apparatus.